AUGUCGCGCACCCACGAUGCAGACAACGAUCCGUUACCGGAUGAGCCUCCGCCUCCGUACGAGCCGCUUGGCGAACCUAACAAUCCGACGAACACAAGCGCAGCUCCUCCUUCUACCACUGCUGCAGUAUCAAGUCAUACGGGUACAUCCACAUCGCACAACCCUUUCUUAUCGCCGGAAGAGCACUCCAGUACCACUGCAGCUUCUCCAAAUCCAGCUUCGAGCACCAAUCCGUUCCUGAGUGCCGUCACACCACAGCAAACAGGUGCAUCGACAACCACAUCACCGCACACAGCAACUGCCACGGCUGCCCCGCCUCCCUCGCUUCCACCCCGAAACUACGCUGCUUCACCUAGCCCAACACACUCGCAGCCGGAAGCAAACAGACCAAGCCUCGACUCGCGGCAUUCGCGACUCUCCUCGAUCACCUCUCCCGUCUCACCAACACCUGAUUCUCCCUCCAUUUACGCACCCCCAUCCGGACCCCCACCGGCAUCCGCAACCUCGUCCUCUGCCCAUCGACCAGGUAACAGGCGCGAGGACUCGUACCGGCCCACCACAGUGCCCACGCCCGGGCAGCCGCUGUUGCGCAAAGGCAAGCUGCUCGUCUACCCGCGCGACUGGCGAGGCUGCGCCAAGUGCAACGACACGGGCUAUAAGCACGGCGACCCGAACAAUCCGCACAAGAGCUGCUGGGACAAGUACGGCAAGACGUACACGUCGGCCAUGAGUUAUUCGGCUGGGUUGAACGGCGCGACCAGUCACUUUCAGAAGCCGCUGCCGGUGGUGGGUGGGCCGCCGCUGGGUGCGGCCGCUCCUGGAGGGAGGCCGAGUCAUGGGUAUGUGGCGGGCGGGUACCCUGGUGCUGCUGCAGGCCCUAUUCAGCAUGGAUACGGAGGAUACGCACCGCCGGUUCAUGCACCACCCCCGCACGCACCGCCUCCCGUAUCUGCAACGUCGCGACCACCCGCAUCGCCAAACGUCGAUGCAGAGACUGAAGGAGCACGCAUGUCCGAUGUGCCACCCAACUAUCAGGAUGCCAGCAACGUCAACUCGGACGAGCGCUUACCGUCGCAGUACGUCCCCCCUCCCGUCCCGCCUCCCGGCCACGGCCCGCCUCCACCACCUCCUCGGCCGCCAGCACACCACGCACCGUACGGCCAUCCCGCGCCCGCCCCCAGCCCCUACGGCAGUGCGCCUGUUCCACCAGCGGGGUUCGUCGGCGGGUUUGGGCCCAACCCGGGCGGACCAAACCCGUACGUGUCGGUGCAGCCGCCCGUGGCAUGGUACGGCGCACGUCCUCCGCCGCCCAACGCGCUCGUAGUCAUGCCAGGCGAUCCCAGGAUCGGCGGGAGACUGUGUUAUGAGUGCGGAGGCAGGGGGAUCAUCGAGAGCUUCUGGUUGGGCGACGAGACGUGUUAUCGCUGCAGAGGCUCCGGUCGUGUCUUCUGA
Molecule: messenger RNA, 1452 nt
Organism: Sporisorium graminicola
Lineage: Eukaryota; Fungi; Basidiomycota; Ustilaginomycetes; Ustilaginales; Ustilaginaceae
Exons: 1
Coding region: 1-1452 (483 amino acids)
Cellular component (GO): cytoplasm
Source: RefSeq, a predicted model, not a curated record